AUGGUGUCAGCAGUACACCUAGGACAAUAUCUCCUCGGGAAAAAGAUUGGCUCCGGCAACUUCUCCACUGUGCGACACGGCACGGACCAGAAUGGGCGCAUGUGGGCCAUUAAGAUCAUAGACAAGUCCCGGCUCAGGAAGGAGAAUAUGGAGGAUCAAAUGCGGCGUGAGGUGGCUAUCAUGCGCUCACUUAGACACAAUAAUAUCAUUGAGCUUCAUGAUGUAUUGGAAUCCGGUAACCAUUACUACCUUGUUUUGGAGUUGGUUGCAGGAGGUGAGCUGUUUGAUAAGAUUGUUGCAGCAAAGCGCUUUGAUGAGCCGACGGCGAGAGGCUACUUCCAUCAGAUGAUUGCUGGUAUGCACUAUUGCCACAGCAAGGGAUUUGCCCACCGCGAUCUAAAGCCAGAGAACCUGCUACUUGACAUAAAUGGAACGCUAAAGGUUUCUGACUUUGGACUCAGCAACCUUCAGCAAGAUUAUCUUUUACAGACUGUAUGUGGGACGCCAAACUAUGUGGCACCUGAGGUUUUGAUGGAGCGUGGAUACAAUGGUUUAUCUGCUGACAUAUGGAGCUGCGGUGUUGUGUUGUACGUGAUGCUUGCCGGCCGUCUACCGUUUGAGGACCGUAACAUGAAUGCUCUACUGGCGAAGAUUGAGCGCGGUGAGUAUCAUAUGGUGCGGCACGCAUCAGAUGCAGCAAAGGAUUUAAUAUCGCGGAUGCUAACAGUGGACCCCAAGAAGCGCAUUACUGUUGAGGGCAUUAUUGCCCACCCAUGGUUCGCCGUAGGAUGGGACUCAAAGUGGUUACGUGGGAGCUCUUAG
Molecule: messenger RNA, 822 nt
Organism: Trypanosoma grayi
Lineage: Eukaryota; Euglenozoa; Kinetoplastea; Trypanosomatida; Trypanosomatidae
Product: putative serine/threonine protein kinase
Exons: 1
Coding region: 1-822 (273 amino acids)
Biological process (GO): protein phosphorylation
Molecular function (GO): ATP binding; protein kinase activity
Source: RefSeq, a predicted model, not a curated record